Molecule: messenger RNA, 4152 nt
Organism: Emericellopsis cladophorae
Lineage: Eukaryota; Fungi; Ascomycota; Sordariomycetes; Hypocreales; Bionectriaceae
Exons: 1
Coding region: 1-4152 (1383 amino acids)
Biological process (GO): protein phosphorylation
Cellular component (GO): cytoplasm; nucleus
Molecular function (GO): protein binding; protein kinase activity; ATP binding
Source: RefSeq, a predicted model, not a curated record
AUGGAGAGCAGCUAUGUGUUUCCCUCGGCAUUCUCCGACCAGACAGCAUCCGCCGCCUUCCAGGCGGUAGAUCAGCACACGCCACUAGUUUCAGGCAACUCCCUGGCCUCACUGAUAUGCCAUGUCGCCCAUCUGGAAAGGAAGCUCGAGAAGCAGGCGGCGACUCGGUUCUUCGACGGCCGGGAUAUCAAGGUGGGCAAGAGGACGCCGCUAGGAACUGGAGCCUCUUUUGCCGUUGAAAAGGCAGAGGUGCAAGGGUCGCCAACUGCGACAGCGGCUGGACCAGACGCAGCCAUUAAGUCCUUUGUCGCCGUCAAGUCUGUAAAAGAAGGCGACAGAGCGGGCGCAAGCUGGUCAGACGUACUCCUUGAGAUUCGCUGCCUCCUGCACGAGCCGCUGCGCUAUCACCCAAACAUUGUUCGCCUCCUGGAUAUCGGCUGGCCUCCUGCUUCUGGCACGGCUCACUCGGCCUUUCCAAACCUCAUUCUGGAGUACGCCGAGUACGGCUCCCUCGCGCACCUGCAGCUCAACAAUGGGCCGCUGCCAUUCGGCGUCAAGCAGAAGCUGUGCUACGAUGUCGGCAGGGGUCUCUCGAUCCUUCAUGCCUGCGGUGUCGUCCACGGUGAUCUGAAGCACGAAAACGUCCUCAUCUUCCAGAACCGGUACGAUAUACCGCCCAACCAACCUUAUACGGCGAAACUGGCAGAUUUUGGUGGUGCCGUGAUGGACAUGGACCGCCAGGCAACCCAUCGGCUGCGGGCAGGCACGUACCCGUUUGAGGCGCCAGAGAUGGAGGAGGAGCUGACGGGAGACGGUAUCAAGCGUACAGAUGCCUACUCGUUUGGCAUGCUCGUCUGGCGGUGCGCGAUCGACUGCAGCGACGUCUUGGUCUCCAUCGGUGUUCCCAAACCUCUGCACGGCAUGCCUUCCGAGGAGGACAAGAGAUGCCUGAAAUUAAUGAAGACGUCGGGCUCCAUCCUUGAAAAGGCUAUUGGAACCAUCGCGGCAUAUUCUGGUGCACAAAAACUGCCCAUGGAGUCUUUUCAUAUGCUCAUCCACGUCCUCACGGUGACCUUGCAGCCGAAUCCUGCCCAUCGUGCUCUCGAUCGUGCCCAGGCUCGGCUACGAGGGAUGAACACGGAAACUGUGCAUUCCUAUAUCCAGGCCAAAGACGAAGCAAAUGCACAGCACAUUGAGUCGAAUCGUAAUCGUAUGCCAGGGAGUCAUGGACUAAACGUUGAGUCUGUCGGAUACGGCCUAGGCAGGAUGGGGGACGACUUUGACGUACAAAACAACCUGCCCGGAUACAGACCUGACCUUCCACAUCCGGAACUCGGGGGCUUUCUCUUCGAACCGCUUAAAUUGCGCGAGACGCUGAGCUGGUCCCACCAGCGGACCGUAGUGGACGAGUUCCAGCUCGCGGCCGCGGCGCCAUACAAUGAGAACUCACCCAGCCUGGAGCCCUGGGCAGCUGCGUAUUACCUGUUUCAAUGCCAUCUCUUUGGUUUCGGCGUCUCUCAGGACUUACCACAAGCUUGCUACUGGCUCCAUCAGUGUGCGCAGACAAAGGAUGGUCCUGGUACAGUCGAGUACUACGCUCAGGCAUGGCACGUUCGGAUACACAAGGCUUUGGGGGUGCCCAACCCCCUGAGUCUCGAGGCCCAGCUCGACCAGCUGUUUGAGAGCGUCUUGCGUGGUCACCGCCAUUGUGCCACAGACGCCGUCGAAAUCAUCAAGCUCCUCCCUAGUGAUGCACGAAAGGUGUACUGGAGAGAGCGGAUGCAGCUUGCACAGCAGGCCUGUCGUGUCUUGACGGGCAGCACGGGCAUGCCGCAUUUUGCCCAUCGAAAGCUGCGGAGGGACUGGGAAUUUGAUGACCUCACCUCGCUCGGCCGCCAAAUGAGAGAGGUGCUCGGAGAUCACUACAACGCCUCUCUGCGUGACCUGGAUAGUGUCAACGAGCAACUCGACGUGCCGGACGGCGGAUUCGUAUUCGACAAGAUCGUUGUCAACCACAAGGGCCACGGUCUGCUUCAUCUGGCGGCGACGCAAGGAAAAGUGCGCGUGAUGCAACACUUGAUGCGCACGUACAACCACAACAUCAACCUCGCCAACCAGUCCCACUCGGAAACGCCUCUUGUGAGUGCCUGUCGGGCUGGACAGUACAGCUGUGCGCUUCUCUUGCUGGAGCACGGCGCGAACCCCGACGGGAGUCCUUAUGGAGAGGAGACGCCGCUUCACUGCCUCGCGCACUUUGACGAGGCACACCAGCCGCUGAUCGCUCAAGCUCUGGUAGAUCGCGGCGCGCAGCUCGAAAGGUGCAGCGGCACGAUGCGUAAGGAAGUACGCGGCAUCAAUGCCGACUGGGAGGAUCUUCUGGGCACAGCCGUCACUCCGCUGGCCCGGGCUGUCAUGAUGAACAGCCUGGGUGCCGUCCGUGUCCUUCUCGCUCUGGGUGCGAGUCCGACGGCCAAGACGUACGAAAAAGGCCCAGGCACAGUCUCGGCUGUCGAGGUGGCGGCCAUCCUCACGCUACCGCACAUCCUCGAAGUGCUGCUUCAGUACAUGAGUAUGCGGCAGACAGACCCCGAAUUUGCGCUCUUUGACGAGUGCGAGAUGCUCGAGGCUGCGCCGUCGCUUCUGCAUUCAAACCCCCUCACCCUUCAAAGUCGUCUGGUUCGCUGUGGCGCCCACUAUCAGGAAUGGAUGAAGCGGACCUUGCGGAUCCUUCAUGAGAACAGAAGGAAGCAGAGGGACGGCGGCCAGAAUGCUUGGCAGAAGGCGUCUGCAUACCAGCUUUGUCGACAGGUGAAGCUUGGGAACAACGACAUUGUCAUCAGCCUGCUAGAGCUGGGUGCGCUGGCCAACGGCUCCUCCGGCUGCAGGCCAAUUGAAAGCGCCAUCGCGACGAAUAAUGCCGAGUUGUUCCUGGGUCUGCGAGAGUACGGUGCUCUCGUGGACGCAGUAGGUGUCGAUGGAAGUCAUGGCUCUGCUCUGCAGCUGUUUGCCGGUCGACGCAGAACGUCGCCGCCUGGCACAAUUCUCGCUGAGAUACUCAUCGCCGAAGGGUCUCCCCUUGAUGUGGACUCUCAGCAGCCUUCGGCAUCAGCACUCGCUAUCAGCCACAACGACUUUGACCUAGCCAAUGUGCUGCUCUCCGCGGGAGCGGCCAACUCGAUCAACCAACCAUAUUUGUGGACGCGCGAACACGAAGAUUCAGAAACGGCCGUCUCGUUGAUCAGCAGGCUCGUCAAGUCACAGACGAUGCACUCCGUCCAAGCCAUGAACUACAUUGCCAGCCAACACAAGUCGACGACAUGUUCACUUCAAGUCGAGCCGCUGGUCCAUGACGGAAAGGGGCUGUCGGCUCUACACAGACUCGCCUCCUUGGACGUGGAAGAGGUUAACCAUCGCCAACAGAUUACAUUGCAGAUGGCCGAGGUGCUGGUGGGCAUGUUCCCGGACUCUGGGAGCCUCGGCGAAUGCGCCGUCGACCGUGACCUCGGCACCCCUCUGACAGCCGCCGUCUUGUCGGAAAACGCCACGGUGAUGGCAGCGCUCUUGCGCAGCGAGCACCGACAGGAUCUAGGACGGAAGGUACCUGUGCAUUCUUUUGACGCCGGAAAUCGGGACUCUCCUGACCAGUCGCCGCUUUCGCUGGCUCUGCACGUGGCCCUAGCACGUCUGACUGAAUUGGAGAGCGAUGAAAAUUUGAACAGCGACAAGAUGGAAAAGCUUGAUCGAAUCAUGUCCAUCGCAAAGACCUUGCAUACCAAUGAGGUUUCCGGUUCCCAAUUAGACGACGGAAUGGCAUCGUUGAGUCUCGACGCAACACCAACAAUGUCCGCCAUCGAGACGAGGCGGGAUGCAGUCCUGGAAAGUCUCACGGGUCUCCAAUAUGGGCGGUGGAAGCAUGUUGACCGUCUGGCCUACGAUUAUGGCGGGCCAGGAAAUGAGGAAGCGGAAUACCCAAUCGAUCUGUCUGUGCUGUCGGAAGAGAAGCCAUCAGGCUGGCGCGAGGGUGAUGAAAUGACACCUGAGAUGUCGCUGCGAGUCUUCCUCCAGACUAUGCGCAGCGGUGGGACUUUUGGAUAUCAUGUCGAAGUGAGCAUGGAUGCGAGAUUCAAUAACCGAGGAAGGAAAGGUGAGUGA